AAUUAUUUCACACACACACAAAUAUAUAUAUAUUGUGUAUGUAUAUAUAAGAGUUACUUUCAGUGGUGAGAGCUCAUUCACACUCAGUGCAUGUGCUCUGCGUGUGUGAGAGAGAAUAUCAUUUGUUCAGUGUUUGGUCACUGGUUUGCAUGAAAAUUUCCUGAAGAAAAAAGAGGCAAAUUCUCUGUGUCUCCAAUUUCUGUGUGAGCAAGGAACGCAAAAGAUAAGCUUGGUUGCUAGACAACACUAGCACUAAACAAUAUCAUGUUUUUCCGCAAGAGUCAUACCUUGCAGGACGCGGAAAGUGUUGAGCUGCAGCACGACCAGAAGACUACUGAGCUUAAAGCUUCUCUGGGCCCAUUAUCAGGUCGCAGUCUGCAGUAUUGCACCGAUGCUUGUUUGAAGAGAUAUCUGGAAGCUCGAAACUGGAAUGUAGACAAAUCAAAGAAGAUGUUGGAGGAGACACUGAGAUGGAGAUCAAGUUAUAAACCUGAAGAGAUUCGUUGGAAUGAAGUUGCUGUUGAAGGUGAGACUGGGAAGGUAUUCAGAGCAAACUUCCAUGAUCGUCAUGGUAGGAGUGUUCUUAUACUAAGACCAGGAAUGCAGAACACAGCAUCUCUUGAUAACCAGAUUAAACAUCUGGUCUAUCUGAUUGAGAAUGCCAUACUUAAUCUUCCAGAAGGACAGGAACAGAUGGCAUGGUUAAUAGACUUCACAGGAUGGUCUUUAAGCAACCAUGUACCGAUCAAAUCUGCAAGAGAGACUGUCAAUAUAUUGCAAAAUCAUUACCCUGAGAGACUAGCUGUAGCGUUUCUGUAUAGCCCACCACGCAUAUUUGAAGCAUUUUGGAAGAUUGUCAAAUACUUCUUGGAUCCGAAAACAUUCCAGAAGGUGAAAUUCGUGUACCCAAAGAACAAGGAUAGUGUAGAACUCAUGAGGUCCUAUUUUGACAUAGACAAUCUCCCAACGGAGUUUGGAGGCAAAGCCACACUGCAGUAUGACCACGAGGAGUUUUCUAGGCAAAUGGCACAGGACGAUGUGAAAUCUGCUAAGUUGUGGGCUCUAGACAAGCAGCCAUCUAAUGGUUUUGCAGGUGCCGAGGUGGCUCCUGAGCCUGAGGCCCUUGCUCUGCCAGUCAGUUGAGUUAGUCUGAGCCAUGAAAUAACAGCAUGACAAGGUAAAGUUAUGCUUAGGUUAAUUCCAAAAUGUAGAAUCAAGUCCCUGCUGGACUAAGUUAACCAAAUUGAAACAAUAACUCAUGAAUCCUGUGCUUUGUGAAGAUGCUGAAGUUUAAUCCUU
This is a messenger RNA of Sesamum indicum (sesame), 1299 nucleotides long. RefSeq names its product Sec14p-like phosphatidylinositol transfer family protein. Lineage: Eukaryota; Viridiplantae; Streptophyta; Magnoliopsida; Lamiales; Pedaliaceae. Gene Ontology annotation, molecular function: phosphatidylinositol transfer activity. The record is from RefSeq and is a predicted model, not a curated record.